AUGCAUGAAAAGGCUGUAUUGGAGCGUCUUCAAUCCUAUCAGCUGAAUGAAGACUCGGCUGAGGAUGAAUUCGUCCACGUCGGCGACGAGAAGGCCAGCCGCGAUGUUCGCCUCGACCGGCAUGCCGAGGGCCUCCCUGUCUCCCUCAUGGCGUCGUGGCAGUCGAGGCUCCUCGACGACCCCAAGAAUAGAUUGGCGCUUUCGGCCCUAAGCGCUAACAACCCCAAGGAGAUCCUGACACAGCGCUCGGCCAAGAUCGAGGAUCAGCAGGUCUUUAAUAUCAAGAUCCCGUUCGAGGGCGCGCCCAUCACGAACCAGCGCUCGUCGGGCCGGUGCUGGCUGUUCGCCUCCACCAACGUUUUUCGUGUCGCGCUCAUGAAGCGCUACAAUCUUGAUUCGUUCGAGCUGUCGCAGGCUUACUUGUUCUUCUGGGACAAGCUCGAGAAGUCAAACUACUUUCUUGAGAACAUCAUUGAUACUGCGAAUGAAGAUCUCGAGAGCAGACUGGUGCAGCGCAUUCUAGCUGAGCCUGUAUCCGACGGUGGGCAAUGGGACAUGGUCUAUAAUCUGGUCGAGAAAUACGGCUUGGUUCCCCAAGCUCUUUAUCCCGACAGUUACAACGCUAUGUCGAGCGGCACCGUGAACUACAUCGUCAUCGCCAAGUUGCGUGAGUACGCACUCACCCUGCGAAAGCUGCUCAAAUCAUCCACCACAACAGCCGCAACCCUGGCUGUUACCAAGCAGAAGAUGAUGCGAGAGAUCCAUCUCAUCCUGACUCUUACUCUUGGUCCACCCCCUAGCUCCACGGACAAGUUUGAGUGGAACUUCAUCGAUAAGAACGGCAAGGCACGAUGCGUUCGCGCGUCGCCCCUGGACUUCGCAAAGGACAUCGCGUCUCCUGAAUUCCGUCUCACCAACUAUUCAGCCAUCUCCAGCAUGGUUUCGCUCGUCCAUGACCCUCGGCAUGAACCCCUGACGCUGAUGACUGUCGACCGGCUGGGCAAUAUUGUUGGCGGCAGGGGUAUCACUUACAUCAACGUGUCCAUCCCAACAUUGAAGCAGGCUUGUAUUUCCAUGCUCAAGGCCGGACUCCCCGUCUUCUUCGGCUCCGACGUGGGCAAGUUCAGCAACUCGACGUCGGGCAUCAUGGACCUGAAUCUCAUCGACUACGAGCUCGGCUUCAACAUCAACAUGCUUGGCCUGGACAAGGCGGCGCGGCUACGCGUGGGCGAGUCCGCCAUGACGCACGCUAUGGUUUUGACGGCGGUGCAUGUGGAUGGCGAAGGUAAAAGCGUCAGGUGGAGAGUGCAGAACAGCUGGGGUGAGGCGGCCGGCGACAAGGGCUGGUUUGUCAUGUCGGACCGCUGGAUGGACGAAUUUGUGUACCAGGCUGUUAUCGAUCCUAGGUUCUUGGUAAAGGAGGUCAAGGAUGUGCUUAAGAAGGAACCUGUCGUUUUGCCGUUGUGGGAUCCAAUGGGGUCUUUGGCUUGA
Molecule: messenger RNA, 1491 nt
Organism: Pseudomassariella vexata
Lineage: Eukaryota; Fungi; Ascomycota; Sordariomycetes; Amphisphaeriales; Pseudomassariaceae
Product: peptidase C1-like family protein
Exons: 3
Coding region: 1-1491 (496 amino acids)
Biological process (GO): proteolysis; response to toxic substance; L-homocysteine catabolic process
Cellular component (GO): cytoplasm
Molecular function (GO): cysteine-type aminopeptidase activity
Source: RefSeq, a predicted model, not a curated record